AUAGAAAAAGAAUUUCAUUUGUCUUGUGGGGAAUUUUAUCAGUUCGAAUUGUAAAUUAUAGGGUUUCGGGUUCGCAGAGCUGAGAGAUGGAAGCAGCAGCAACAUCGAGUGUUUUUCAAUCAUCAAUCGCCGCCUCCAGGCCUUCCAAUUUGAUUGCCCGACCGGGGAUUUUGACGGCCAAUGGACCCCGAUUUCUGCGUUUGGGUCCCAAAACUCACUCGCCAAUCAAGCAGCAUCAGUUUUCAAUCUGUCAACCGAAGGUGGGGCAUAGGAGAAUGGGAUUUGGAAGCAGGAGAGGCUUCGUGGUUAGGGCGGUAGCUGCAUCUUCGUCUCCGGACUCAGCUGGUUCUGCUUCUCCAAUCGCCCCACUUCAGCUGGAGUCUCCAAUUGGGCAGUUCCUCUCUCAGAUAAUGAUUAGUCACCCACACCUUGUGCCUAGUGCAGUGGACCAGCAGCUUGAACAGCUUCAAACCGACCGCGAUGCUGAGCAAAAGAAGGAACAGAAGGAAGAGCCUUCCGCUUCUGGUACCGACCUUGUUUUGUACAGGAGGAUCGCCGAGGUUAAGGCUACCGAAAGGAGAAAGGCUCUUGAAGAGAUUUUGUAUGCUUUGGUGGUGCAGAAAUUCAUGGAUGCUAAUGUUUCCCUAGUACCUGCCAUUAGCCCAACUUCAGACCCUUCUGGCCAAGUUGAUUCAUGGCCAACUCAAGAUGAGAAGCUCGAGCAGCUUCACUCUCCUGAAGCGUACGAGAUGAUUCAAAACCACCUGUCUCUCAUCCUAGGAAAUCGGUUGGGUGACUCGUCCUCUUUAGCAAAGAUUAGCAAACUCAAAAUCGGGCAGGUUUAUGCAGCCUCUGUCAUGUAUGGGUACUUCCUCAAACGGGUUGACCAGAGGUUUCAGCUUGAGAAGACAAUGAAGAUCCUUCCAGGUGCAAUGGGUGCCAAAGACAGUGAUAUUCACAAAUCAGUGGGGGAGGACAUGAGGCCUGGCAGUGGAGGGGAGACUUUGCAAGCAGGGGUGUCUUCCCAUCCUGAAGUCCCUUCCUUGGCCGGAGGCAUUAGUCCUGGGGGUUUUGGCAAUGCGCUCAAGCAUUCCCGCUUACGGACCUAUGUGAUGUCAUUUGAUGGAGAGACCCUUCAUAGGUAUGCAACAAUUAGAUCGAGAGAGGCCAUUAGCAUCAUUGAAAAGCACACCGAGGCAUUGUUUGGGAGACCCGAUAUUGUCAUCACACCUCAGGGGACUGUUGAUUCCUCCAAGGAUGAUCUCAUCAAGAUUAGCUUUGGUGGUUUGAGGAGACUUGUUUUGGAAUCUGUGACUUUUGGCUCUUUUCUUUGGGACGUUGAGAGCUAUGUGGAUUCCAGGUAUCAUUUUGUUGCAAACUGAGUUAUGUCGAGUUAAAGAUCGAUCCUGCCAUGGUAAAACUCGGUGGUGCAUUGGAGCCCCAACUGCCCUUCUCAAAUGGGAUAAUUGAGGGUAGACCUAGUGAAAAAUACCAAAUCUUUGGUGCUAAUUGCUGUGUAUAAACAGUUAAAAAAUUUCUUUUGUCCGUGUAAUAAUAAGGCUUUGUAGGAUUGUCAAACUUCCUGUAAUUUUGAUAUAUUUGCGCUGACAACCAUUUCUUAUCGAUACAACGGAUUAAAAGAACAACAUUUGAUCAUUUUA
Pyrus x bretschneideri (Chinese white pear) is the source of this 1661-nucleotide messenger RNA. RefSeq names its product UV-B-induced protein At3g17800, chloroplastic. The record is from RefSeq and is a predicted model, not a curated record. NCBI's taxonomy places the organism in Eukaryota, Viridiplantae, Streptophyta, Magnoliopsida, Rosales, Rosaceae. The transcript is spliced from 3 exons. Bases 87 to 1382 code for a protein of 431 amino acids.